GCAAUACGUAUGCAGUGUGUAGUUUACGAUACCGGAAACGGAGCGGACUAAGAAGAGAAGAAGAAGAGGCUUUCUUCCGCUCGCUUGCUAGCUACUGCUGGGAAGUAGCGACAAUAUUUUCAGGAUAUCAUCAUAAUGAGUUAUGCAGAGAAGCCGGAGGAUAUAACAAGGGAAGAGUGGAUGGAUAAACUCAAUAAUGUCCACAUUCAGAGAGCUGAUAUGAACCGGCUCAUUAUGAACUACCUGGUCACAGAGGGCUUCAAGGAGGCUGCUGAGAAAUUCAGGAUGGAGUCUGGAAUAGAGCCUAGUGUGGACUUGGAUUCCCUAGAUGAAAGAAUUAAAAUUCGAGAGAUGAUCUUGAAGGGACAGAUCCAAGAUGCUAUUGCCCUGAUCAACAGUCUGCACCCAGAACUGCUGGAUACCAACCGUUACCUCUACUUCCACCUACAGCAGCAGCAUUUGAUUGAGCUGAUUCGCUUGAGGGAGACCGAAGCUGCCCUUGAAUUUGCCCAGUCUCAGCUAGCAGAGCAGGGCGAGGAGAGCCGUGAAUGUCUGACAGAGAUGGAGAGGACGCUGGCCUUGCUGGCAUUCGACAAUCCUGAGGAAUCACCUUUUGGAGAUCUGCUCAAUAUGAUGCAGAGACAAAAAGUGUGGAGUGAAGUGAAUCAGUGUGUGCUAGACUAUGAAAACAGAGAGUCAACACCCAAGCUGGCCAAGCUCCUGAAACUACUGCUGUGGGCUCAAAAUGAACUUGAUCAAAAGAAAGUGAAGUAUCCCAAAAUGACAGAUCUCAGCAAGGGGACCAUUGAAGAUCCAAAAUAAGGACCCACAGUGAAAACAUACCACAGCAUUACAAAAUGGACACAUUUCCUUUAUCUAUUUAUACCCCAAGAAACUGACUCAUAUAGAGUACAACCUUUUCUUUUUUGUAAGGGUUGCUUUUUGAUACUUUAAUAAUUUAGAAUGUGCAAAAUGUAUUGAUGGCAUUUUAAAAUUACUUCUCACACUAAAGUAACAUGCAGACAAUUAUUUUACUUGCUAUUAUAAUUUACAUAUUUGUUUAUGUGAAAUUAGUACUCUGGUUUUUCUGUCUGUCGGCAGGGAAAGUUCUUGGCAUAGGAGGAUGUGAAUAAAGCCUAAAUUAGGCUGUCACUUUCUGUGUGUGACCACUCAGAAGGGGCUGAGUGUGAUGCUCAGGAAAAUGGUUGGCUCAGUGUGCACUGCCUCAAAUAAACAUGAACAUUUUCCUUACAGAAACAUAUACUCAUUACAGUUAGUAGUCUUUUAGCUAGUACUCUGUGAUGGCGUUAGCCAAUGAAAGAUACUUGGGAUGUUUCAAACUACUGUGACUCUGAAAGUUAAAUUCAGUUUUAGAUUUGUACUGCAUUAUUGCUUGAGACAUUACAAAAAGAAAAAAAAAAACUUUCAUCAUUAUAGCAGUUAACAAGUGAGACAUGGGGUGAGUCCUGGAAAUUCAAUAAGUUUGCAGUGUACUGUGACUGUGCAAGCUUAAAGGCAGCCUUAGUUUCAUACUGUUAAAAAAUGUCACAGAUUAUAGUAACACGUGAAUGGAUGAAUCUGUGUCCACACACAUGGAGACACUUUUACACAAGGAUUAUUUACAUGUAUGGACUAAGUAAAUCUUUUGCAAAAUUUGAUGUGCUUCUUUCGCUGGGAUAUUAUUUUGCAAUAAAAGUGGAUUUUUAAACUGCA
Messenger RNA from Scatophagus argus, 1713 nucleotides. Its product is annotated as glucose-induced degradation protein 8-B homolog. The record is from RefSeq and is a predicted model, not a curated record. NCBI's taxonomy places the organism in Eukaryota, Metazoa, Chordata, Actinopteri, Scatophagidae. Gene Ontology annotation, cellular component: cytoplasm; nucleus. The transcript is spliced from 5 exons. Gene Ontology annotation, biological process: proteasome-mediated ubiquitin-dependent protein catabolic process; positive regulation of canonical Wnt signaling pathway. The coding region runs from base 136 to 822 and encodes 228 amino acids. Gene Ontology annotation, molecular function: protein binding.